AUGGCUCUGUUUACUGUCAUGUUGUCUCUUCUUUUCCUCCCCAUCUCGGUUCUCGCCCAAAAUGCCCCCAUCACCCAGAACAAUCCCAAGAUGGCCACCUUCCAAGCUGUUCUGCAAAUCGACAAACCGGUCCAAGGUCAAAUCACAGGCGUGUCCAACGGCAAUGGCACCGGCGUCAAUUUCAACAUCAACUUUUAUGCAUUUCCAGUCGAGGCGUCAGCCGGUCCCUACAAAUACCACAUCCACGUCAACCCCGUCCCCUCCGACGGCAACUGCACCGGCACCGGCGGCCACUUGACCCCCUACGGCCGCAACGACACUCCCCCCUGCGACGCCUCUCAACCCUCCACCUGCCAGCCCGGCGACCUGAGCGGCGAACACGGCUCUAUUGAACUUGCCGACCAGGCCAAGAACUUCCAAGUCACCUAUCUUGACGCCUAUGUCUCGACAGAUCCAAAUUCGCCUGCCUUUUUCGGUAAUCGGAGCAUUGUUGUUCAUGCGGCCAAUGGGACGAGAUUGAACUGUGGCAAUUUCACUCAGCAGCAGCCAUCUACUAACAAUAACAACGCGACAUGGACUUCGUGUGCGACUCCAAGUGGAACUGCGACUGCGACGGGGACUGCGACGGGGACUGCGACUGGGUCAAAGUCGGCAGGGCCAAGUAUUGCCAGUUCUACUGGAGCGGCGAUGGCUUUGGAGGUUCCGCAAGGGGUCUGGUUGGGUUCUGUUGGUGGAUUGGUCCUUGCUGCGGCGGUGAUGGUGCUGGGUUGA
Molecule: messenger RNA, 771 nt
Organism: Exophiala dermatitidis NIH/UT8656
Lineage: Eukaryota; Fungi; Ascomycota; Eurotiomycetes; Chaetothyriales; Herpotrichiellaceae
Product: superoxide dismutase
Exons: 2
Coding region: 1-771 (256 amino acids)
Biological process (GO): removal of superoxide radicals
Cellular component (GO): extracellular region
Molecular function (GO): superoxide dismutase activity; copper ion binding
Source: RefSeq, a predicted model, not a curated record